Molecule: messenger RNA, 564 nt
Organism: Rotaria socialis
Lineage: Eukaryota; Metazoa; Rotifera; Eurotatoria; Philodinida; Philodinidae
Source: the annotation of a GenBank genome assembly
AUGAACCAAUCUGACAUUAAUUUUCUUGAUCUACCCAAUGAAAUGUUGCUAACCAUCUUGAAGAAACUUGACAAUAUUGAUGUUCUGUAUUCGUUAUUUGGAAUUAAUAAUAAACGACUUGACAUAUUAGUACAAGAUGGAGUAUUUACUAACAAUCUUAAUUUUGUAACAACAUCAUUAAUUACUGAUGAGAAAUUUGAUAGAUUUUGUACUUAUAUACUACCCCGAAGCCAUCACUGUGUCAAAAAACUCAUUCUUGAAGCAACAUCUAUGGAACGUAUUCUUCUCGCUGGUGAUUAUCCAAAUCUGACUUAUCUGGAACUCUUCAAUUUCAAACAAGAGAAAGUUUUUCAUUAUUUUGCAGAGUAUCCAUCUUUGUCAAUUAAUGAUUUACCAUCAAACUGUUAUUUCUCUUCGAGUCUUACAGCAUUAUGUAUAAAUAUGACUCAUAUUGAUGAUUGUCUUGCUAUACUUGAUGGUCGUCUCAAACAAUUAACCACAUUCAUCGUUCAAAUUAAUUGUAUCAGUGAUUCACCAUUAAUUUCUCGCAAUAUGGCAAGUUAA